AUCAUCGAACAAAAGAAAAGAAAACAUAUUUUGUGCGCAGUUUCACGUUUGUAAACAAAUGUGAACAUGCCAGCAGGUCGACGAAUAUUUUCUAGAAUGCAAACAAACACAGUGUACCCCACGAGUGCACAUAAAACGCUGUCUUCUUGCGAUGACCGAGAUGCCAACAUGAUUCCAUUGGCCACGAUGGCGGUGCUUCCAAGGCACUCGCACAUCCCAGAUAUCGAGUGUGACCUGAACAUCUCAUUCGAGGCCAUGCUGUACAUAUUUGGUGUCAUUGCCAUGUGUCUCCAGUACAUCAACCUCUACAAGACCGUCUGGUGGCUACCACACUCCCACUCCACUUAUGCUUUGAAUUUCUACCUUAUUGAUCCCUAUCUUGUGGUGUUUCUGGGAAUUUUGAUGAGUAGAAGACUUAUUGGGUGCUUUGUACAAGAGGUUCAUGGAUAUAGAAGCCGUCAUGGUGUACUGUACAUGACGACCCAGAUAUGUACAGGUUUCGUCGUAUCUGCAGCUGUCCUGAUGCUCUUAUACACAGGAUAUCAAGUCCUGAAAAAUUAUUCAUGGCUCUACUGCUUGUUUUUGUGUUGUCCAAUCGUUACAUAUUUAUUUCUUUUUGGACCUUCGUUGAAGCCACUGUACCAAAAAUCCUUAAACUGGCCUUCUGCAGUGUCAGAAAUCCUGACACCAAAAACUAAAUCAAACCCGGACAAAGAGCCAACACUAUUCCACAGCUGUGUGCUUACACCGGACAUAAUACGAGAUGAGGUGGAAAUGCUGAAAGUCGACUUUAACAACCGUGUGAAACAGAUAUUAUUUAACUCGAUGCUGACAGCUUACUACAUGACAUUCGUGCCUCUUUGUUUUGCACAGCAUAUACAGAAUAACUGCGAAACUUGUUGGAACACAUUAUUCUACGACACAUGGUGGGUGGGCCAACACGUGUUCCUCACAUGGUUGAGUUCGUUCCUCAUGCUGUGUGCACAUUUCCUGCCACCCAAGUACCUCGAUCUGAUGCAUCGCUGCUCUCAACACCUGGGCCGAUGGCAGAAAGUUGAAGGUCGAAAUGCUCAUGUUCCAUAUAAUGCUUGGUCUGAGCUACAAGUGUGGCCCCAGGGAGCAUUGGUGAAGCAUGUACGAGGUCUCUUCAAGGCAGAGGGGGUCAACAUAACAGCAGAGCCUGGCAACAGCAUGCAUGGGAGGUUUCAUUUUCUCUUCCAUCAUCCAUUGCGUGUUCUCAAUUGGAUGCUGAUCCUUACCUGGUUGCUGGUUGGUUACCAGUUCUUCUGCCUUCUUCAGUGCAGCGAAUGGAACCACAUCAUCUGUAUAGCGUUAUUGCUCUUCUGUAAUUAUUAUACGCUUUUUAAGCUGCUUAGAGAUAGAAUUAUUUUGUCAAAAACUUACAAAGAAGAUGAUGUUGGACAGAAUUAAGUGUUGAUGUGUUCAUAGUUUCAACUUACUAUAUAUUGUGUUGUAUGGAGUCCUUAAUAUUUAUUAAUUUUGUAGAAUGCUUUCUUUAAAGUAAGUCAUAAUUUAAUACCAAAUAUUAUUUGCUUUAACUUGUCAUUUUAGCCAUGUUAUAAAAAAAAAUUGCCAACUUCCCUUGCGUUUUAGCAAGAAAAACUUGUAUUCAAGUACAAUGUUUGUAACUCUUGGGCCAUUUUUAAACAUUGGCAGAUUUGGUGAAUAGCCAAUUAGGCCUUGUAAAAAAAUCAGGCUUUCAGUUUACCUACCUUUGAAAUGUACCAAAAAGGAAAAAAAGGAUUUUUGCUGUUGUUGUUUGUUGUUGUGCAUGAGAAAUAUUAGCGUACUUACACUGCCCAUUAUUAAUCUUACAUGUAUGUUGUUAUUGUGUUAUCUCAAGAUCUAUUUGUUAAAUAUACUUAAUUUUAUGAUUUAAAAGGAAUUUUGCUUGGGGUGCUGAAGGAUGUAUUAUAUUUAAUCCUUGAUAUAAAAGUUAAUAGUAACUGCUUUUAAAUUAUACAUGUUUAUUUCAUUGCUUAUAAUAUAUACUUAGACAAGGAUUUUUAAUACUGCGCUUACAAACACUAUUUACAGAACCAUGAUGACUUACAUUACAUGAAAAUUUAAUUUUACAAGUUAUUUAUUUUUUUAGUCAAGUUUGCAAACAUAGGAUUGUUUUUUUGGCUCACCUACACACAAAGAGCUCAAUAUGAGUAGUUGUGGUCAAUAUAUGUAGAGUGACCUGUGGUCUCAUUUUUUAGCUCGGCUGUUUUCGGAGAACCCGAGGUAUUGUCAUAGCCAGCUCGUCGUGUCCGCGGUCCGUGUCAAGGUUUGUAAAGGUUUUUAACAUUGGCUCUAAAAUCAAAGUCCUUCCACCUACAACUUUGAAACUUCAUAUGUAGAUGCACCUUGAUGAGUUCUACACGCCACACCCAUUUUUGGGUCACUAGGUCAAAGGUCAAGGUCACAGUGACCUCUAAAAAAAAAUCUGACCAGCUUUCGCAGCCGAGCGUGUCACCCGUUAUGCGGUGCUCUUGUUUACUCUUUUUGCCACUAGAGCUCACAUUUCAUUGUCACAUAAAUGCCAAAAUGCCUCAGUAGUUAUAAUCAAAUCUAAUAAUGAUCUUGAAAAGUAGAUGUAGUUUCAGUAACAUUGUUGUUAGAUAUUAAAUCACUGAUGUGCAGUGAUUGUUUUUAUCUCAUAUGAGCCAUGUCAUGCAAAAUAUCUUAUGCUUAUGUGCAAGCUUGUCAGGAACUAGGCUGGCUGCAUGUCACAUAUGUGGAACUAGGCUGAUUGCAUAUGUCACAUAUGUGGAACUAGGCUGAUUGCAUAUGUCACAUAUGUGGAACUAGGCUGAUUGCAUAUGUCACAUAUGUGGAACUAGGCUGGCUGCAUAUGUCACAUAUGUGGAACUUGGCUGAUUGCAUAUGUCACAUAUGUGGAACUAGGCUGGCUGCAUAUGUCACAUAUGUGGAACUAGGCUGGCUGCAUAUGUCACAUAUGUGGAACUAGGCUGUCUGCAUAUGUCACAUAUGUGGAACUAGGCUGGCUGCAUAUGUCACAUGUGG
This is a messenger RNA of Dreissena polymorpha, 3033 nucleotides long. Its product is annotated as transmembrane protein 39A-like. Bases 67 to 1431 code for a protein of 454 amino acids. Gene Ontology annotation, cellular component: membrane. The record is from RefSeq and is a predicted model, not a curated record. The transcript is spliced from 9 exons. NCBI's taxonomy places the organism in Eukaryota, Metazoa, Mollusca, Bivalvia, Myida, Dreissenidae.